AGAAAUUGUAUCAGUGGAAGAAAAUGGCCAAGAGGAUGAACCUUUAGAUGCUGCAUGCAUGGACGUAUCUGAUGAUGAGAUAUCUGAAAUUCCCCUAGCAAAUAAUCUAAUUCAGCCACAAAUUUACAACAAAACACCGAGGGAAUGUUUCGUUGCAGAGGAGGACUCCACAGAGGACCCCGAUAGGGAAAAUCUUCAGCCUCAGCAGCAGUUUUCAUACACCACACUAGUUGAAGACUUUGUCCCAGAGACUGAGCAUUUAGAAGUGACACCUUCAGACACUGUCUUCGCACCAAAGGAGAAGCCAGCCGAGCUCUCACAGGUGGAAGAUUUCAAAUCUGAGCAGCUGUUAUCAGAAGCUACUUGUGUAAAGGACAUGGUGCCUCAGAAAAUGGAUCCCCUCACACCGCUGGAAAAAUGUGAUCAGGAUGCAGAUGUACUAAGAGAAAGUAACAAAACAUAUGUAAGCCUAUGUUGGGGAAUCCUGAUGUCCCGGGCCAUUCAAAAAUCCGAGUUAAACUCCUUUUCUCCUAAAAACUAUCAACUCACCCACAAACGUCUAUUUGACCAAAUCUGGACUGCUUUAGCAAAAAAAGACAUACACAUCAACCCAGAUUCAUUAUCAAAACAGAACAAGAAAAUUUUCAGUGGCUUUUGCAAGAAGCUCGACUGUCCAGAUGAACUUCUGUUGUCUUUAAUGGUUUUAAACUUCCCAGAGACAGAUAGUGAGAUUGUCUCAUCUUUCAUAAAACAAGUCAGCAAACUCCAAAAUAAACCCCGUUCUUUUAAGGAGGCCUUAGCACAUUUAGGUAGAUCCAUACUGAAGCUUAUACCGAAACAAAAGAUGCACUGUGAGGAGUCCAGUCAAACCAAUGAGCAUUGGCUUGGAAAAUCUGGCAAGACUCCAUCCGAAACACCAGAGUUCUCAGGGAUGUCCGCUGCAGGUGAUAACUCUCCUAAAGACACAGCACAGUCAUCACAUAUCCAAGAGAAUGUAUCUAAAAAAGCAGCUAAACCAGUACUGCAUAACCCAGAUUAUUAUGCCAUGUUGGAGGAAAAGAUGAAGGCUGCAACACUUACACAGGAGAAGAGAAUGGCUGUACAGAUCCUAGUUACAAAGCUGAUAUGCAAGAUCAUUAAACGGUCACCUAAAUGCAUUCCUCAGAGUGAGUGUGAUAAGAUCAUUGAGCGUCUCAGCAAGCAAAUCUGGGAUGAAGUUGAGUCUAUAAGCCAGGAAAUAUCCCCCAAACAGAUUGAAAGACUCAACAGGGCUAUUUUUGUGGAUCUCAGUAAGGAAUGGCAUAAUUCAGACAUGCUCAGUUUGCUGCGGUUAGGGAUGUCAUCUAUUGAUACAAGAGUUGUGUCAGUGGUCAGGCAUAAUCUGCUUAAUCCUCCUAAGAAGUUUUGGAAGGUUAGAAGUUUCUUUAGCCCAGCUAGGAUUUUCAGACACCUACUCUAACUUUACCAAAGUCAGUGAUUUACUUAUUCUAAAAAUAAAUAUUGAUACUUUCCUUUUGCCCACUUCAAAAUGUUCUCAUUUGAUUUGACUCCAUCGAGUGGCCACUUUGAAUUUAUCAAGUAGAUAUACCUGCUAUUAAAAAGAAUUGAAGAAGUUUUAUGCUUCACAUAAGGAAGGCCCUGUGGUCCAAUGCCUUGUGUGGUGUUUGCGUCUUCUCCGUGGGUUCUCUCCAGGUGCUCUGGCUUUCUCCCAUAUCCCAAUGUUACUUCUCCGUGGGUUCUCUCCAGGUGCUCUGGCUUCCUCCCAUAUCCAAAGGUUACUUCUCCGUGGGUUCUCUCCAGGUGCUCUGGCUUCCUCCCAUAUCUCAAUGUUACAUCAAUUGGUCCCUCUUUUGUACUGGGUUUGCAAACUUUCAAGAAUGCACACGUGUUGUGAAUAUGAUUAUGAAUAUAUAAUGUAAUAUUAGUAUUUUAAUAUUAUAAAUAAUAAUUAAAUAAUGAUUUGGUCUGAUAGGUGUUUUCAUGUGAAUACCAGUCCAAUAUGGCGGUGGUUUUAGGACAAUAGUGAAAGGGAGGCAAGCUUUGAUAUAAUUGAACAGAAAAACUCUGCACACACAGAACAAAAUUCACACAAUUUUUUAAAAUACAAGAAUUUAUUAACAAAAAUAACCAAACUCAAAGUCAAACAUAUUUCCAUCAGCAAAAAAUAAA
Girardinichthys multiradiatus is the source of this 2169-nucleotide messenger RNA. RefSeq lists its product as uncharacterized. Lineage: Eukaryota; Metazoa; Chordata; Actinopteri; Cyprinodontiformes; Goodeidae. The record is from RefSeq and is a predicted model, not a curated record. The coding region runs from base 59 to 1459 and encodes 466 amino acids. The transcript has 2 exons.